AUGGCCCAAGAUUAUUUUUCCAAAAACGGCGAAUCCUCGUCCAGCGGGGAGGGAUCCUCGAAUGCGCGACAUGACGAAAGAGACCCCCAGGAAAACCAGCCCGCCUGGGCAACACCGCAAUAUCUCACCGUCGGCAACGGUGCCAGAUCGUCAGCUGCAGAGGCGUUGGUUUCCUCUUUGAAUCGCGACUCGGGUUACGGAGACAGCGUUUCCGGAGACAGCGCGUUGGCAGGUGGCGACCUUACCGACUGGCGCGCUGGACUUCUAGAGGACCAGCCUUCGCCUGCCCCUUCAUCCACCCUGGCUUCCUCGGGUGAUCGACAGAUGUUUUCGAGCCAGGUCCUUCAAUUUCAAUACAACAACAAUCGUAUGAAUCUGGGUCGAGCCAUUACACGUACAAUCGAGACGUUGAAGGAACUACAGGACAUGAAUCGGCAAUGGCCGGCUAUUUACCCGUCUGUUCAGCCUUCGCAACGGCCUUCUUUACAUCAUACCCAAUCCGAUUACACAGGGGCCGAUAACUCAGACUCACGACCUGCACCACUGAAGCGUGCAAUGACAACUAUAGGCGAGGAAGACGUGGCAGAAUCAAGUGCCUCCGCCGACCGUCGUGUGUCAACCGAGCCGAGGUUAAUGACACCUCAGAUAGCUCAAGAGUUCUCUAUCUUGAAGCUCGACCUCAAACUGGGUGCUCUUUCUCAAGCAGAAUUGGUCCACUCGCUGGAGAAGACAUCAAUUGCUUCAUUGUUGGACGGCAAAAUUAGCCAGAGCGUCAAACACCUCUUGUCGCUCCGUGACCGCAUUGAAGACAAGUCUAGCAAAGUCUUGGUGACUGGAGAUCUCAAUGCUGGAAAAUCCACUUUCUGCAAUGCCUUGUUGCGCCGCAAGAUCCUGCCGGAAGACCAGCAACCCUGCACCAGUAUCUUUUGCGAAGUCCUCGACGCCAGACAAAAUGAUGGAGUCGAGGAGGUCCACGCCAUCCACAAAGAUCAAUUUUACAAUCGAAACGACGAGAGCACCUACGACGUCUUUGCGCUUUCAGAUCUUGAAAACAUUGUAAUCGACAAUUCAAAGUACAUGCAAUGCAAGGUUUACGUGAAGGACGUCAGAACAAUCGACGAGUCAUUGCUCAACAAUGGAGUAGUUGACAUUGCGCUCAUUGACGCGCCUGGACUGAAUUCUGACUCGGUCAAGACAACCGCAGUGUUCGCACGCCAAGAAGAAAUCGACGUUGUCGUUUUUGUCGUUUCUGCUGCCAACCACUUUACCCUUUCUGCCAGAGACUUCAUCAUAAAUGCCGCUCACGAAAAGGCAUAUAUGUUUAUGGUCGUCAACGGUUUCGACAAUAUCAGGGACAAAGACAGGUGCCAGCGAAUGGUAUUGGACCAAAUAGGAAAGAUGAGUCCCCAGACACACAAAGAUGCAGCUGAGCUUGUUCACUUUGUUUCAAGCAAUGCCAUCCCUGUCGCCCCAGGAGCUGUGGUGAGCUCGGGAUCUGGGAACGGAGGCCCGGGCGGUGAUCCCGGUGAUGGUGAUGACGGUGACGAUGGAGAUGAGCACGGAUCCAAGGAUAAAGGAAAAGGCAAAGAAAAGGAAAAAAUCGAGGACUUUGAAAAGCUUGAGAGCGCAUUACGACGAUUUGUGCUUGAGAGGCGUGCGCGGUCGAAACUGGCUCCAGCUAAAACCUAUCUUCUCAACGUCCUGGCUGACCUCAAUGCAUUGGCAUCCGUCAACCGUGAUGUCGCCGACUCGGAGCUCCAGCGCGUCAGCACAGAGCUUGAGGAUAUUAUCCCGGCAUUCGAAGAUAAACAGAAACAAAAGGAAGUCGUUGAAACAAGUGUCAAAGAAACGAUAGAGAAAUCUUGGGAAGAUGUUUAUAAGCACACUCGUUCGGCCUUGAAGGAAACCAUAGAACGAGUUGCGUAUAGUGAUCUCGGUGUCAGCUACCCUGGUCUAUUUUCAGCUUUCCAGUACGCUGAAGAUCUCAAACUUGCUAUGCUGGACCAAAUCUCGGAAUCCGUUUCCGACUGUGAAAACUUCGCCCGUGCAAGGACCGUUCAGGGCGUCGCUUAUGUCCAGCAGCUUGGAAUAUUGCACGUUGGGGAGGACAAGUUCACUCCUCUCAGCUUCCGAGCUGACAAUAUGUUCCGCAAACGUCGUCAUACUCUUGCGAGACAGGUCGAUGCCCAAGUUGAACUUUGGGACUUUGUGGACAUCCCUGGACUCUGGGAAAGGCAAGAGAAGGUUGCUGGAACAGGAUUUGCAAUGACAGCUGUCACCGUCCUUGGUGGACGUGCAAUCGGUGGCUUUGGAUGGGUUGAUGGUGUUUUUGGCGCAGCAAAGGUGCUAGGCUCGAACAACAUGAGACGAAUGAUCGUCCCCGGAAUUGUUGCUGCUGCUUUCCUAGCUGCAGCCUACAUUAUUUCUUCCAUUCCACAGACUCUUCCGCCUCGGCUCUCACGCAAAUUGGCGGAAAGUCUGACCGAAGUGGAUUACAUUCACUCCAACGCGUCCAGAAUCGCUAAUGAGGUCCGUCGUGUUCUGUGGAUGCCAGCCACCAACCUGCAGGCCAGUCUGGCCCAGGGCAUUGAAGACCUCGCACGCCGCCGUGAAGACGUCAGCAAAGUUCAGCAGGAAAGCGAAGUUGCAAAGAAAUACUUUGCUGACCUGUUCCGUGAGUCUGAAAAUAGUCGAAGGACUGUGGACCAGGUUGAGCUGGAAGGUCCCCUUCCUGCAGCUUUAACCCAUUAA
This is a messenger RNA of Talaromyces rugulosus, 2751 nucleotides long. RefSeq lists its product as uncharacterized. The transcript is spliced from 4 exons. The record is from RefSeq and is a predicted model, not a curated record. Bases 1 to 2751 code for a protein of 916 amino acids. NCBI's taxonomy places the organism in Eukaryota, Fungi, Ascomycota, Eurotiomycetes, Eurotiales, Trichocomaceae. Gene Ontology annotation, biological process: mitochondrial fusion. Gene Ontology annotation, cellular component: mitochondrial outer membrane. Gene Ontology annotation, molecular function: GTPase activity; GTP binding.